Messenger RNA from Caenorhabditis bovis, 1224 nucleotides. NCBI's taxonomy places the organism in Eukaryota, Metazoa, Nematoda, Chromadorea, Rhabditida, Rhabditidae. The record is from the annotation of a GenBank genome assembly.
AUGCUGUUCGAAGACUGUUUUGACGGUUUGGAUCUCUCGGCUGAAGACGAUCCGCCAUUCGAGAGCAACGUCACGCCGUGUCGAACGUUGCAUCGCUGGUGCAAACUUCCCUUAUUUGCUCAGCAGCACGCCAUCACCUUCAUGGAUUCCAAAACGAGAAUCGCUCUAUCAAUGUGCUCGAAGAAAAUGAAUGAGAUCGUUGAGAUGACGGCAGGUCCGCCAAUUCAUCGACUUGAGAUUAAGGACACUGAAACAUUUUACUGCUAUGAUAUCAAAGAUACUACAAAAACGGUGGAGAUGAACAUUGAAUUCAAAAUAAAUAAAAUUGGAUCCUAUCGGCCUAUAAUUUUUGCGAAGCGUGGAAAUAAUACCGAGUUGAUAAGACCAUUGAACUCACGAUUUCAUCAGCAACAUGGUCCAGUGAUCUUCGAAAACGCCGAUUAUUACGAUAAAGCGAUAAAAUUGUUCGAGAAGUUGCUGAAAAGAUCGAAUAAUGUGGUGUACGAUUGCCUAAUUGAAAUGGAAAAUUGGGACAUUGAGCGCUCGUCAGUCAAACAAUUGAAUAAAUGCAAAUCGUUUCAAUUUGCUUUCAAUAGUCUCGCCAAGCUAAGGUACGCUUUGGAUCUUCUCACAGAUCAGGUCGUUCGCCUUAAUCUCAUCGAUCAGUGUCGGAACUUUGAGAGCGAUUCUUAUGGCAACACAAUUACCGCUGAAAUUCUAGCCCAUCGUCAGAUUCAAAACGUCGAUCGAUUCGACUUCUACGCAAAUUGCAAUUUCACUGAAGAGCUGCUCAUGAGCUUGAAGGGAACUCAUAUCACAUUCACUUCAUCAACAAUUAAUGAUGACAUCAUCAACAAGUUCAUCAAGAGAUGGGUGGAUGGUGGCGGUCCGGAGGGUUUCACACAAUUAAAUCUUCGAUGUAGACGGGAUUUCAAGCCGGACGCGAUUCUGAGAAACGUCAACUUUCGAAUAUGGGAUAGCGAGUUCGAGAAUGAACGGUUGGUGGCUCGAGAGCACGUCUCGAAUAAUGAGAAUCCGAAAUUCAGUCGCGGCUUCUGCGGCGAUUUCUAUCGUGUGAUGGGACGGGGAAUGUGCGCUCAGAUCACGCGCAACAAUCAAUUGAAAUCAGCGACAUUGCGAAUCUCCGAUGACAGCCUUCUGUUCACGGUGACGGGCAGCUACUGGCCGAAUUACAAAUGCUUCGGUUACACGAUUCCCAUUUAA